CUGCCGAUCGACACCGCAGUCAAAGGUUGUGCGGAGUUUCGAGUCGUUUUUUGCCGUCGUUCUCAAACGAUCAAAAGCUGGUUUCCUUACUUCUGUGUGCUUACGUAAGCAGAAUCGAGCGAAAUGGCAGCAAAGGAACCAUCGCCGAUCGUUAAAGCGUACCUAAUUUUGUACAAUGGUGCACAAGUUUUGGGCUGGACCUACAUGUUAUAUCAACUGGUGGCAUACUAUACCCUCGAUAAGGGGACGGAUAAAACGUUGUGGGAUUAUCUGGGCCUUACUGUGAUCCUCUUCCAAAAUGCUGCCCUCCUCGAGAUUGUCCACGCAUUCACCCGAAUCGUACCGAGCAAUCCGAUCCUAACCACGUUCCAGGUGCUCUCCCGUGUUGUGGUCGUUUGCGGGGUGGUAAUGGCAACGCCGACGGGAAAAGUUUCACCCGGGCUACCGUUGGCAAUUCUCGCCUGGUCGAUCACGGAGAUCAUCCGGUACGGGUACUACGCCCUCAAUCUGGUCGACGCUGUCCCGCAGUUACUCAUCUUCCUCCGGUACACCACCUUCAUCGCGCUGUACCCGAUCGGUGUUACCGGGGAACUGCUGUGCUUCUACUGGGCCCAGUCGCACGUUGGCGAAACGAAACAGUGGAGCGUCGAAAUGCCGAACAAGUACAACUUUACCUUCUCCUACUUCUAUCUGCUGUGGAUAGUGAUGCUGCUGUACAUCCCGCUGUUCCCCCAGCUGUAUCUGCACAUGUUCGCCCAGCGGAAGAAGAUUUUGGGCGCACCGUCCGGAGCUGCGGCGUCUGCCAAGCAGAAAGCGAAGUGACUAGAUGCAUUUGGGUUUCCUGCCUGAGCGUAUGCAUACGAAUUUGCAUACACGUUUUCCUACUGUGGAGGAACAUUACCUUAAUGUUACUUUAUUCUUCCUUUAGGGGUGAUUUCUUUCUCUUACGUUUCAUCAGGAUUCCAUGGACUGAUAAGUUAACAAACUUUAGCUUUAAGUUUAAGUUUAAUUAUAUUCCAUUCCGUUGUGGUGGUGUUUGUGGACACGUGUGCAUUUUUGGUCUGGGUCGUUAAACGAAUAAUAAAAGUAUUUAAAACGGUA
This is a messenger RNA of Anopheles coustani, 1101 nucleotides long. It is a transcript of the gene Hacd1, whose product is annotated as very-long-chain (3R)-3-hydroxyacyl-CoA dehydratase 2. The transcript is spliced from 3 exons. Bases 124 to 822 code for a protein of 232 amino acids. Gene Ontology annotation, cellular component: endoplasmic reticulum membrane. The record is from RefSeq and is a predicted model, not a curated record. Gene Ontology annotation, molecular function: 3-hydroxyacyl-CoA dehydratase activity. Gene Ontology annotation, biological process: very long-chain fatty acid biosynthetic process; sphingolipid biosynthetic process; fatty acid elongation. Lineage: Eukaryota; Metazoa; Arthropoda; Insecta; Diptera; Culicidae.